This is a messenger RNA of Prorocentrum cordatum, 309 nucleotides long. NCBI's taxonomy places the organism in Eukaryota, Dinophyceae, Prorocentrales, Prorocentraceae. The record is from the annotation of a GenBank genome assembly.
GCGCAAUGGCUGCAGAUCAUGUGGCGUGACGCAGUUUUUGGAGAUGUCUCGAGACCGGACUGGUCGGCCUCGCAGGGGCCCUUUUCGGUCGUGCUGUCGCGCGACUGCGAGAUCGGAGACUCGGCCUCAUCUAUGAGCGUGGUCGACGCCAAGAGCGCGUUCGACACCCUCUCGAAAAAUAGUGCAGGGUCACGAGCGGGCCGCCGCAAUGCCAUCGAGAUGGCCGUUAUUCGAGAUUCUCUGAGCUAUGUGGGCUCCCAGUUGAGGCGGCUGCCGCGUGGACUCAUGCCGGCGGAUCCAAUGACGAAG